Chinchilla lanigera (long-tailed chinchilla) is the source of this 1924-nucleotide messenger RNA. RefSeq names its product proteasome 26S subunit, non-ATPase 9 (gene Psmd9). Lineage: Eukaryota; Metazoa; Chordata; Mammalia; Rodentia; Chinchillidae. Gene Ontology annotation, molecular function: protein binding. The transcript has 6 exons. Gene Ontology annotation, cellular component: cytoplasm; nucleus. The record is from RefSeq and is a predicted model, not a curated record. The coding region runs from base 230 to 892 and encodes 220 amino acids. Gene Ontology annotation, biological process: proteasome regulatory particle assembly.
CAUCUAGUUCUUGCAUCUCUUGUUUUGUUUUUUUUCUCUUCCUGGGUAUCAGGGAGUGAACCAAGGGAUCCCGGUGGCCCCGCCCACCGCUACAACCCCGCCCCUUAUUUAUCCUCGCGCGCACAGUCAGCUGCAGUGUUUUGGCCCACGGGCGGAGCCGUAGCCACAGUCCCCUCCGGCGUCCGUAGACGGGUGGCCCAGUGGCCCAGCUCCCAGGCAGAGGUGUAGGAUGUCGGAUGAGGAAACGCUGCAGCCCUCGGAGGCCCGCGCGACGGCUGUCGGCGACAUCCAGGAGUUGAUGCGGCGCAAGGAGGAGAUCGAGGCGCAGAUCAAGGCCAACUAUGACGUCCUGGAGGGCCAAAAAGGCGUCGGGAUGGACGAGCCACUGGUGGACUGCGAGGGUUACCCACGCGCGGACGUGGACCUGUACCAAGUGCGCACGGCCCGGCACAACAUCAUCUGCCUGCAGAACGACCACAAGGCAGUGAUGAAGCAGGUGGAGGAGGCUCUGCACCAGUUGCACGCCCGUGACAAGGAGAAGCAGGCCCGGGACCUGGCCGAGGCCCGCAGGGAGGCCCUGAGCCGCAGGCCAGGCCAGGGCGAGAGCCAGGGCCCCCCACAGGCCUUCGCCAGGGUGAACAGCAUCAGUGCCGGCUCCCCCGCCAGCUUCGCGGGCCUGCAGGUGGAGGAUGAGAUCGUGGAGUUCGGCUCCGUGAAUGCCCAGAACUUCCAGUCGCUGCAGAACGUCGGCAGCGUGGUGCAGCACAGCCAGGGGAGGCCCCUGACGGUGACCGUGAUCCGCAGAGGGGAGAGACUGCAGCUCCGCCUCGUCCCCACGCGCUGGGCGGGGAAAGGCCUGCUGGGCUGCAACAUUGUCCCUCUGCAGAGAUGACUGUCCCUGGGGAGCAGCAGUGGGCACCACUCUGUGCCCUGGACCUGGGCCACCACGGGACCCCCAUUCUCUCUGCUCCCCGAAGUCUCAGGAUCGUCUGGUGGCCGAAAUGCUGUCAUUGCUGGGUGGAGGCAUCUUUAGAAACAAAAUCUGUGCUCGGCAUCUCUGACCAAUCAGGACAGAACCUGAAUGAGAAUUCUCGGUUGGGGCAGGCGGGAGCUGUGGGAAGGUGUGGCUGACGCUAUGCUGGAGGAAACAGCAUAGCAUCCCCAAACAUGGCCAUGCAGGCGGCGGUGAGCAUGUAGCGCCCCACUGGAAUUUCUCCCGAGCAUCUCCAGCCCCAGGAGAAGGUUAGAGCCGGGCGGGAACAUCCUGAAAGCUGUGCAAAACUAACAGCAAUGUGCCGCAGACAAGCUCUGGCGGUGUCCUUGUCCUUGACUUUGCUGCUGUGUACACAGAGCGCCCAGUCGCUCAGCGCAGCCGCAGUGGCCAGGGCUCUUGGGCCCUUGGGGUCCCGGGAAGCCCCAGGAAGCCCCGAGGGUGGCCUGGCCCUGCCCUGGAAGGAAGCCCACUGUUGUGCUUCCCGCUUGACCUGUAAUCAAAACUCCCAGCAUCCCCCAAGGUCAGCAUUUUUACAAGCUGUGUUCGACAGUGCUGAUCGGAAGUGUUUACAGAUCUGACCUCUUCUGAGUGCCACUUGCUUCCUUCUUACUCGCUCUGUUAAGAUUAAGAUCAUUCCUUGGACUCCAUGUCUGAACCCUUCCCUCCAUGGCGGCCUCACGUUCAUCGGCCCCGUUUCGCAGACCGCUCCCUCUUGGAGAGGCCCGGGACAUUCUGCCGAGGCGUGUGCCCUUGGCUGGAGCGGGUGACCAGCCCGGGAUGUCAGGCUGCACGCCAAAGCGGUCUCCCCCAAGUGUGCCCUCGGCGCUCGGCGUCUAGCAGGGCUUCCCCUCGGAGCUGCGCGCUCCAAGGCGAGUAUUUCCCAUCUCUGUAAGCCGUGGACUGUAAUAAAGUUUGUACCCCCCGCUUCCA